Messenger RNA from Hevea brasiliensis (rubber tree), 836 nucleotides. RefSeq lists its product as uncharacterized. Lineage: Eukaryota; Viridiplantae; Streptophyta; Magnoliopsida; Malpighiales; Euphorbiaceae. The record is from RefSeq and is a predicted model, not a curated record. The transcript is spliced from 4 exons. Bases 184 to 510 code for a protein of 108 amino acids.
CAUAAAUGCAAUUAUUUAAAAAGAAAAGGGGUCCAUUACUGUAAGCAAGGGGAUCUGGAGUUCCAGUUUCCAAGUGAUUUCUACUUUCAAAGAAUCAAAUUCAAAAUGACAGCAAAUCGAAGUCAGACGAUCAUCGAUUCUGAGAAAUGAGGAGCAGAUUAUGUGAGAAAGCUGCAAUUAACGAUGUCGAGACCGUGGGUACUGGUUUUUCUUCUCUUGUUAAUCGUAUUUACAUCGCAGUUUGAGUGGAAGCAACAAUUUGGGAAUGAGAUUGAAGCCACUCCAGCUGUUUCCCGGAAGGAGCAAUUUAAUUCGAAGCGGGAAGAAGCUGUCAAAGAAAAGAUCAUCCUUUCUCAGGAAAAGAAUAUUCAGAAACUUAAUGAGCUUGUCCAGAGUCUCCGAGAACAAUUGCUACAGUGUAGAAGUGAAAAUAUUGUUGCAAAUAGUACAGCAAUCCCUUUGACUGAACAUUUAAAUGAGCUUGAGCAGCAAGCAAUAUUGGAGGACUAGACAUGGAUCGCAUACAUUUAACAUCAAUAUGUUUGGUGAGUAGAUAUUGUGCUGUUUUGGAGGAGAAAUUGAAGGGCUGCUGCUACUCCAUGGAAAAUUGUUAGCUAGAUACAUAAAAUAAAAGAGCACAACAUUGUAGUGUAUUAAGACUUAGUCGAGUUAACCAGAGUGUACAAGUAAAAACAUUGAAUGUUAUAUUCAUGGAAUCUUAUCACAAAAGUGAAAUCAACUUAGCUUUUGCAAGAUCUCAAGCAAUUGUAAUUACAGAUUAUAGAUUUCCAAUUUUAUUAGCAAUAAAUCUGCCUUAAAAUACUCAUUACCAAACA